AUCACCAACAAGCGGCACUGACAAAGCUACGGAAGUUCGAGUAGCCAAGACUCAUCGAGCGAAGGUUUUCAAACGAUAACAACCUAUACAGAGUUGUUGUUUUAUACUCAAAUAGGACAAUUACUGGAUAUGAUGCAAAUGCGGUACUCUAUAAUACAUUGUUUUAGUUAUAAGGGUUCCUUUCAUAGUUCGGCGGGUUCUGCUCUACGCAAGCUUGCAAACAGUUGCGGUUGAUGGUUAGCUGUUUGUAUAACUGGGGGUGUAUCCAAGUUUGUUCCUUUUUUGUAUUGUUUACUUUUACUACCAGGCAAGCUAUUCUUUACAUACAUAACAUGUAAAUAUCACACAAUGUGCGGUGGCAGAACGCCGUCGUAAAAUAUUGCUUAAAAAAAAAAAGGAAGUGACGAAGUCUUGGCACAUGCGUGGAUCGAUCGGGUAGUGACAGCGCCUCUUCAGUUGAAUGAAGAAGAUGUCUGACUUCACCUGGUCUGUGGUGGUGCUUACCUGUCAGCACAAAGACAGUGUGUACGCCUUCCAGAGAGAGCUGGAGUUGAGGCAGCAGCGUGGUUCUGUGUCUCACAGUACCUUGGUCCUGACAGUGCAGGACCGCCAAGAGCCCCUGGGCAGUGGAGGGGCAACUCUCAACGCCCUGGUGGUGGCGGCCGAGCACCUGAGCAGCCGAGCGGGACACACCGUGGUGACAGCUGAUGUGCUGGAUGCAGCUCACAUCCUCAUCCUCCAUACUGGUCGGGAUUUUCCUUGGAGUUCGUGCAGCCGAGCCUUCUCCUGGCUGCCGCUGGAAAAAGCUACUCAGAGGGUCCAGGCACCGGUCUGCUGUCUAGACCUGCUGCUGGACUGUCUCACAAACCAGGUUUGUCCUGGUUCUCCUCCUGGUGUUUGGGUCUGCAGCACAGACAUGAUCCUCAGCAUUCCGCCACAUUUUGUGUUGUCCUGGGACAGCUUCUCAGGUGUCCGUGUUCUCGCACUCCCCGGUGAUGUGUCCUACGCUGUCAAUCAUGGCGUCUACUUAUGUGACAAACAGGAUCACAUAAGGGACAUCAUAUACAAAGGAAGCAAGGAGCAGAUCCAGCAAGCAGUGAUGCAUGAUGGGAAAGUGCCUCUGGUCUCAGGUCCAGUCUUCUUUAGCAGGACGGUAACGGAGAAACUUCUACAGGCCCACGUCACGCCUCCUCUGGACGGGUGCACCUACUUAGGUCUCGACUCUGGAGCUCCGCCCCUCCAGGUUGUCCUUCCCCGUGCGCUCUUUUUUUUAGAUAAACUUGCUGAGUCGGUGUCUUGGUUUCUUCAGAUCUCGCUUUUCCUGGACGUGUUGAAGUGUCUUUGCUCGGAUCAGACCGAGGAGCAGUUUGUGGGCGGGGACGGGAGGGUCUGCGCUCAUGCUGGAGAGCCUCACGGGGCUACGGUGAGGAGCGGCAGGCAAGAGCUGUGGAGGAUCCUGAGAGGGACGCCGCUCAGCAUGGUGUAUGUCCCAGGAGGUCGCUAUGACUACAUGUCUCUGUCUGGGAAGCAACACGUUGACCGGCUAACCUCCGACUGGACACAUGGACACGCCCUCUCCUACAUGCAGUUUGACAGCAGUGUGAGCAAAGGAGGGCGGGUGAUCAACAGUGUACUGGAAGGAGACGUCUCUGUGGAGACCGGGGCAGUGGCGCAACACUGCCACCUGCAGGGUCCCCUGCGCAUCCCGUCUGGUUGUUUACUGUCAGGUCUUGAGGAAUCCGAGUCUCUCUGGAUUAGACAACUGCCGCCGGUCAACGACAUCAUCAUUCAGGGACAUCGCAUUGAGCUUGGGGACUUGAAGCUGAAGGUUUACACGGUGAUGGGAGGACUGGAUGACCUGGAGCUGUGCUGUGACGAUGUCGGUGCCUCCUUCCUCAACGUGAAAUGGAGCGUCUUCUUCAACAGGACAAGCGUACGGCCAGAAGACUUGUGGUUCCCGGGAAAGCCGCGCUCCCUGCUGGAUGCUCGCCUCUUCCCAGCAUUCCACCCACACGAAGGCCCUGUAGGCGUGGUGGGGGGCGUGGCCUGGCUUUUGGGCGGAGCAGGCUGCGCGCGGAGGUGGAGAGAGGCAUGGCGGCUUUCAUUGAGGGAGGUUCUGUCACUCACCCACCAGGAGGCGGAGCUCCAGUGGAGGGAGAGCUUGCUCCUCCUGGCGGGAAGGAGGCAGGUGACAGACGCCCUGACUAGUGGGAGCAACGCCUGCCUGCUACCUUACUUCAGGGCGGCCGUACUGGGCAGGCAGCACGCGGCGCUGCUGGACACGCUGGACAACAUCGCGGCAGGACGAGGAGCUGAGCAUGGGGCGGAGCAGGAGGCCCAGCUGGGUAUGGCUGCUCGCUCCCUCUCCUGCAUUGCUGACGUGCUAGUGUGCUUGGCCAAAGACAAGGGGGGGCUCAGGAGUGGGCCAGCUGCGAACAAGGCUUGGAGCUCCGCCUACUUCCUGUUAGGAGAAGGUGAUCUGAAGGGUGGAGUUAAGGCCCUGGCUGCGCAGAGAGUUCAUUGGCUCAGCAGGCCAGACCUGCUGGUGCGGGCAGCGCGGCACUAUGAAGGCGCCGCCCAGGUGCUGCUACGUCAGGCUAUGAUGUCAUCACAGAAGUUCAUCGCCAUUGGCCAGGGUGAUGUCCCGCCUCUUGAGCAAUGGCAUGAAGUGGAGUGUCCUGCCCGACUGGACCUUGCAGGUGGCUGGAGCGACACUCCGCCCAUCGCUUUCGAGCAUGGCGGCUCUGUGACUAAUGUGGCAGUGAAGGUUGAUGGCAGGCGUCCGAUUGGUGCUCGGGCUCGUCGCAUCAGAGAACCCCACCUCCUGCUGGUCAGUCACAUUGGGCAGCAGGACUCUGGUGUUUCCACAAAGACUGUGUGCACCAGCCUGGAUGACCUGAAGGACUACUGUCAGCCGCACGCACCCGGAGCGCUGCUGAAGGCCGUGUGUGUCUGUAGUCGUUUGGUGUCGCUCUCUUCCCAGCAUCCUCUCGGACAUCAGCUGCUUCAGAAUUGGGGUGGAGGAUUGGAGCUGCACAGCUGGUCGGCGCUGCCCACUGGCUCGGGACUCGGAACCAGCAGCAUCCUGGCGGGGGCGCUGUUGGUCGCCGUCUACAGAUGCACGGGUCAAACGUAUGACAGUGACGCGCUCAUUCAUGCCGUCCUGCACCUGGAGCAAGUCCUGACCACCGGCGGGGGCUGGCAGGACCAGGUGGGAGGUCUGGUUGGGGGGCUGAAAGUGGGCCGGUCCAAAGCGACUCUGCCACUGCAUGUCCAGGUGGAGCGUUUGUGUCCCCCAGAAGACUUCUUGUCGUCUUUGGAACAGCGCCUCCUGCUGGUGUACACUGGAAAGACUCGGCUGGCUCGCAACCUUCUGCAGGAUGUGGUGCGCAGCUGGUACAGUCGUCUUCCUGCAAUGGUCCACAACGCCCAGCAGCUGGUGUCCAACUCGGAAGAAUGUGCUCAAGCUUGCUUAGAUGGUUCCUUGUCAAGACUGGGCUGCUGCGUGGACCGUUCGUGGCACCAAAAGAAGCUGAUGGCGCCGGGCUGUGAACCAGCAUCAGUCCGCGUCAUGAUGGACGCCUUGCGCCCUUUGGUCCUAGGUCAGAGCCUGGUUGGAGCAGGGGGAGGUGGCUUCCUUUGCUUGUUGACCCGCCAGCCUGAACAGCACCAGACGGUGCUUCAGGUCCUCAAUGACACACCGGGUCUGGGAAACUUCAGCGUUCACACAGUUGAGCUGGACAUGGAUGGCAUCACUGUGCUAGUGUCUUGAAGUCACCCACACAAUCUGGUGGGCAAACUUGGUAUAUGUUUUUUGGGGGGGCUUGAGGGGUAAUUAUGAUUGAGCCCUAUGAACUCUGCCUAGCAACAAGUGGCCAGGCAAAACCAUGAAGGAAAUAGUACAUUUAUAUUAUUUUUAAUGAUAAAUCAUGCACUAUAAAUGUUAUAUAUUUUAUAAUGGUGUGAAUAAAAAAAACUGAGAAUA
Molecule: messenger RNA, 3985 nt
Organism: Nerophis lumbriciformis (worm pipefish)
Lineage: Eukaryota; Metazoa; Chordata; Actinopteri; Syngnathiformes; Syngnathidae
Source: RefSeq, a predicted model, not a curated record